This is a messenger RNA of Pyrgilauda ruficollis (rufous-necked snowfinch), 2353 nucleotides long. It is a transcript of the gene MALL, whose product is annotated as mal, T cell differentiation protein like. NCBI's taxonomy places the organism in Eukaryota, Metazoa, Chordata, Aves, Passeriformes, Passeridae. Gene Ontology annotation, molecular function: structural constituent of myelin sheath. Gene Ontology annotation, biological process: myelination. The coding region runs from base 1619 to 2080 and encodes 153 amino acids. Gene Ontology annotation, cellular component: membrane. The record is from RefSeq and is a predicted model, not a curated record. The transcript has 4 exons.
GCUUCCAAUUAAUUUCCAGUGUUGUUUUAAUCAGGGUGAACAAAAGACUCUUUGUCCCAGUCCCCCAGCAGCCUGGGAGCAGGGAAGGGAAAGAGCAGCGAUCUUUAAGAAUGCUGCUGAGCAAGGACAGCCAGCUUAGGGGAAGAAUCCUCUCUUGUCCAACCAGUGACCAGCAGGUUGCUCCGUUUUUAGACUGUUUGCUGUUCCUCUCCCCCACUCAGGAGAAGGCUGGGUUACUCCCAGGAAUGUGCCUGACCCAACACAAAUAGCAGCUGGUGGGAAUCUUGGGAAUGCUGUGUUUCCCCAGGAUUAUUUCCUCUGCUGACCCCUGACUGCCUUAUGACCACAGGCUCUGUGUGCUGCCCAUUCCCAGGGGGAAGUGAUUAAUCCACUUUCUCUUUAGUGCUGGAGCAUCUGGAUGCUUCCUGCAGGGUGCUGGUGACAUUGCCACCGAGUCACACCUGGAUUUAAGCCCAGGCCAGGCUUAGUUUUGUCCGGCGAGAUUUGAAACAAGAUUUUUUUAAACCUCCACUGCACGGAGCCAAAAACCAACUCCCACUGGAGUAUCUGUAAACUGGAGCCUCCAGAAAUACCACAGAACACUUCCCCCAGCCUCGGAAGCGCUCAGAGACAUGGAUUUGAUCUUUGCUCUGUGUUGUGCAAGAGCUUGGCAUAGAAGCCGAGUUCCUGGGGCAUCACCUGUCUGGCUCAGCAGAGCUGGGAUAACUCACUGGGACAGUGUUUUCCUCCUGCUGUAGCCCAUUGCCCAGCUUAAUGGAGUCAUUCUGUCCUCUCUGGGCCACCAGGCAGAAGUGCCACCCCCAGCCUUUCAUCCCACCCCUUAUCUGGGAGUUCUGGGGCCAGGCAGAGUGCACUGGAUGAGAUAGCAAGUGCUUCCCGAAUCCAAACUGCAUUUGCCAGGAGGCAGAAAUUCCUGUCGCUCCCCUUCAAACCUUACUGUGCACUCGGGAGCACAUUGCCAAUGUUUGUAAAAUUUACCUGCUAGUUUCACAGAAUCACUAGGUUGGAAGAGACCUUCAUGGAGUCCAACCUGUUCCCUGACACCUCAACUAAACCACAGCACCGAGUGCCACAUCCAGUCUUUUUUUAAACACGUCCGUGGAUGGUGACUCCACCACCUCCCCGGGCAGACCAUUCCAGUACUUUAUCACUCUUUCUGAAGGCUGGAUGCGCCUGAAGGGUGUGGAGAGGUCUAACGUGAUGGCAGAGCAGAAACCUGAACAAAAAGGGGAGGAGGCAACAACAGUGGAAGCAAAAAUAUUUCAGGAUUGGAAGCGUGCCAAGAGAACUGUUCGCAGGAAACAUUUCUGUUCCGGCAAGGUGUAGGAACUUUUUUCCUUCCCCCUCCAGUGAAUGCCCUUGCGCUGGCGCACGGUGGGGCCGGGGUCCCGCUCUGUCCCACCGCGGCUGGCAGUGGGAUGCACAAAGCCGCCGCAGUCUCUCUCUCCCGGGCGGUGCCGGGGCAGCGGCGCGGUGCCAGCCCGGGCCGGUUCCUGCGCUUACGUGCCGCGGGCGUGUCCCUUAAAUCCCGCACGGGAGCGGCGCGGGGCAGGCGAGCGCCGGCGGAGCCGAGCGGAGCGGUGUCGGCGGAGGAGAGAUGGCCUCGGUGGGUCCCUCCGCAGCCCCCACGCAGCCCGCCCUGCCCUCCGGAGCCGCCGUCUUCAAAACCAUCCCCUACGCCUUCAUCCUGCCGGAGAUCGUCUGCGGGACCUGGGUGUGGAUCCUCGUCGCUGCUACCUCCGUCUCCUUGCCGCUGCUGCAGGGAUGGGUGAUGUACGUGUCCCUCACCUCCUGCCUCAUCUCCCUGCUGCUCCUCUUAAGCUACCUCCUCGGCUUCCACAGGAACAGCGAGAACUGGAAAGUGCUGGACAGUUUGUACCACGGCGCCACGGCCAUUCUGUACAUGAGCGCCGCUGUGCUGCAGGCCAACGCCACCAUCAACUCUGAGUUCGGCGUCAACGCGCCGCUCAACUACCAACUCAACAGCGCUGCAUCGUUCUUCGCCUUCCUCACGACCUUCCUGUACAUCCUCCACGCUUUCAGCAUCUACUACCAGUGAUCCUGGCAGCACCAGAUUCACCUUUACGGGACAAGGGCUUUCCCAGUGUGAGAGACCCUGCUGUCCUCCCAAGGUGUCUCUGCCUCAGCCCUGUCACCGGGCAUCAGGAACAGCAAGUCCUUUUGCUGGCACACGUUGGUGUGCCUGUGGACAUUUCCUGCCUUGUCUGGGGGAGGGACUUGCAAGGGGAGGGACUGGGUGCAGGCCCCAAGCCUCCAAUACCAACAUUCUGCCAAAUAUUGACAACCAGAGGAAGAGAGAGGAAAAAAAAAU